GCUCUUGUCGCAAAUAAACGUCUAAAAGAAUUCUUGGUAGCCGAAGAGCUUAACGAAAUGGCCAUUGAUCGGGCACCUCAACGCAAAGACGAAAAUGCUGAAAAAAAUGCGAUCGAAGUUCGAAAUGCGACGUUUGCUUGGGAAACAAAUGAUAUGAGUGCGCUCAACUCGAUGGUGACUGAAAUCAACUUGAAGGUGCCAACAGGCCGACUGUUAGCUGUAGUUGGGAAGGUGGGAUGUGGUAAAAGCAGCCUUCUGAAUGCCCUACUAGGUGAAAUGGAGAAACUUCGUGGGUAUGUUGGCGUACAUGGACGAUUAGCUUACGUCCCUCAACAACCGUGGAUUCGCAAUCUUACGCUUCGGGAGAAUAUCACAUUUGGGAAGAGAUUCGAUGAGAAAUUUUACAAUAGUGUGGUUCAUGCGUGCGCGUUAAGGCCUGAUAUUGCGAUAUUGCCACAGGGUGAUUCAACUGAAAUUGGUGAAAAGGGAAUCAACCUAUCUGGUGGACAGAAAGCGCGAGUCUCGCUGGCAAGAGCCGUCUAUCAGAAUUACGAUGUUUAU
Anisakis simplex (herring worm) is the source of this 561-nucleotide messenger RNA. Lineage: Eukaryota; Metazoa; Nematoda; Chromadorea; Rhabditida; Anisakidae. The record is from the annotation of a GenBank genome assembly.